Molecule: messenger RNA, 1332 nt
Organism: Fusarium falciforme
Lineage: Eukaryota; Fungi; Ascomycota; Sordariomycetes; Hypocreales; Nectriaceae
Product: FAD-binding-3 domain-containing protein
Exons: 8
Coding region: 25-1332 (435 amino acids)
Biological process (GO): secondary metabolite biosynthetic process
Molecular function (GO): monooxygenase activity; FAD binding
Source: RefSeq, a predicted model, not a curated record
AACAGAAUUCACCGUAUCCGCACCAUGCCUCUGAACAUCGUCGUCAUCGGAGCUGGGCUUGGUGGACUGGCCGCCGCCCUCUCCGUCAAGCAAGAGUCACCUGACCACGAUGUCCUCGUCGUGGAGUCGGCUCCCGUACUAGCCGAGAUCGGCGCAGGCCUUCAGCUCACACCCAACGCGACACGCCUGCUUCUUCGAUGGGGUCUCAAGCCUAGCCUGGAGAAGCUGGCGAGCAGUCCAGAGGAGUUCCUUAUCCGCCGGUUCGAUGGCCGCAAGUCUCUCGGCGAGCGAAAGGGUUUCGCCGCAGAGAUGCUUGACAAGUAUCGGUCUCCCUACUGGGAUAUGCACCGAGCCGAUCUGCAACUCGCAAUGUUUGAGCGGGCCAAGAGCCUCGGCGUCCGCUUCCAGUUCGGUACUCUGGUCAAGGACGUGGAUCUUUCCAUUCCCCAGUUGAUAACCGACAAGGGCGACAAGAUCACCGGAGAUCUGGUGAUAGCUGCAGAUGGACUGUGGUCUAACACCCGAUCCAAGGUUCUCGGUAGGCCUAGCCGUCCUAUACCCACGGGCGACCUGGCGUACCGUAUUGUCCUCAAAUCCGAGGAUGUCGAGGAUCAGGAGCUGCUUGAAUUUAUGCAAAAGCCUCGAGUCUGCCUUUGGGCCGGCCCAGACUGCCAUGCCAUUUACUACCCUCUCAGGAACAACACUAUGGCCAACAUCGUCCUGCUGGUUCCAGACAACCUGCCAGACAAUGUAGCAAAGAUGCCAGGCGAUCUUUCCGAGAUGAAGGAGAUAUUCGCCAAGUGGGAUCCGCUGCUGCAAAGGUUUCUAACUCAAGUCAAUAAGAUCGAGAAAUGGAAGCUGAUGCAUCUUGACGAACUGGAGCGCUGGUAUAACAACGAAGCAACAGUUGUAUUCCUAGGCGAUGCCUGUCAUCCGAUGCUGCCGUACAUGGCACAAGGAGCUGGCUCUGCCAUUGAGGACGGUGCCGCAUUAGGGGUCCUUCUUUCUAAGGCAAAGAGCAAGGAGCAACUGCCUGAUACUCUGAAGGCAUAUCAAAGUCUGAGAGUUCCUCGGAGCACUGCGCUGCAGAAGGGUAGUAUGAAGCAGAGACAUAUCAACCACUUGCCCGAUGGUCCAGAGCAAGAGGAGAGAGACCGACUUGCCGAAUCUCAACUCUACGAUCAGCGACCUGGAUACCCAUUCUAUUGGAUCGAUCCAAGCGCACAAGACGCUGUAUACGGAUAUGAUGUCAUUGCUGAGCUUGAGAAGAUUGGGGUUAAGACGACUCAUCACUGUAAGAGACAGCGACAGCUAGAUUGGAGCAAGGGAUAG